Molecule: messenger RNA, 1596 nt
Organism: Aureobasidium melanogenum CBS 110374
Lineage: Eukaryota; Fungi; Ascomycota; Dothideomycetes; Dothideales; Saccotheciaceae
Product: MFS general substrate transporter
Exons: 2
Coding region: 1-1596 (531 amino acids)
Biological process (GO): transmembrane transport
Molecular function (GO): transmembrane transporter activity
Source: RefSeq, a predicted model, not a curated record
AUGAUCGAUAUGACCGCAAGCCACGAUGACAACCGACCGACGCGACACAUUGAGCCUCUCAAUGUCGAGGACGCCGCGCAAGAAUUUGAGCUGACUGGCCUCAAGCUGAUUACAGUCAUAUCUGGAUUGGUGCUUGCCAUCUUUCUGGUAUCGUUAGACUCUGCCAUUGUCGCGACAGCUAUCCCGUAUGUGACGGCGGAAUUCAAGUCUGCUGGCGACACUGCUUGGUAUGGAAGCGCAUACACUCUUGCAACUUGUGCUCUGCAACCGAUCGCCGGCAAGCUGUACGCCAAGUUUUCAAUCAAGACAAUGUUCCUCGUGUUCAUGGCACUAUUCGAAAUCGGUUCCCUAGUAUGCGCUACAGCUCCGAACGCUGUCGGGUUGAUUGUUGGAAGAGCGAUCGCUGGAGCUGGAGCUGCUGGUUGCACGACUGGCGCUUUCUCGAUCGUCGCGAUCUCUGUCCGCCUUCCACGACGAACCACAUAUCUCAGCGCGUUGCAGUCGACUUUCGGUAUCGGCAUCAUGCUGGGACCACUUCUCGGCGGAGUUUUGACACAACGCGUUACCUGGAGGUGGUGCUUCUACAUCAAUCUUCCCAUCGGCGCUGUCACUGUUUUAUUCCUGGUCUUGUUCUUCCAUCCGCCGGCAGCAAACAGAACAAAUACUUCCGUGCAGAAGAUGGCAAGUCUUGAUCUUUUUGGUCUUCUGUUGUUCGCACCAGCCACUAUUAUGAUGCUUCUCGCCCUUCAGUGGGGCGGCCUGAUUUAUGCCUGGGGAAGCGCUACCAUCAUUGGGCUUUUUGUUGGCGCGGCAGUCCUCACAGCCAUCUUUGCUUUCUGGCAGAGACACAAAGGCGAUGACGCUAUGAUACCUCCCAAGCUUUUCACUCAACGCGUCGUCUUCUUCGCUUGUCUGACUGAACUCUUCGCGAUGGGUACUGUUUAUGUCGCUACAUAUUACCUGCCUCAAUGGUUCCAAAUUGUCAAGGGCGUUUCUCCCAUCAAAUCUGGCGUCAUGUACUUACCACUGUCAAUGUCGGAUGUCGCUUCUGCCUUGAUGGUUGGCAUACUCCUACCUUAUGUUGGUCUUACGAACCCGUUCAUUCUGGCUGGCACAACUUUACUGGCUGUUGGAUCUGGUCUUUUGUCUACACUCAGCACAUCUUCAGGCAGUCAAUACUGGAUACCUUAUCAGAUCCUUCCUGGCAUGGGUGCUGGAAUCACACUCUGGAUGCCAUACGUAGCUAUCCAAACGGUCUUGAAACCUGAGAAUAUCCCUGUGGCCACCGCCCUGCUGCAGUUCUUCCAGUCUUUUGGUGCAGCACUGUUUCUGGCUCUUGCACAAGCUGUUUUCUCCAGCAUCUUCAGUGCUUCUCUCAAAUCUGCUGAUAUUGUGGGCUUGGAUGUAUCGGUCAUCGUGCAUGCAGCUCCUGCGGAUUUCAGAAAACUUGUUCCGAAGGAUGAUCUUAAGCAAGUGUUGCAUGCGUACAAUCAGGGAGUCACGAGUACAUUUUAUCUUGGAGCGGGAUUGGCUGCGGCGGCUUGCUUUGCGAGCUUUGGUAUACAGUGGAAGAGCUUUAAACCCAAGGGUGAUUGA